Molecule: messenger RNA, 1869 nt
Organism: Drepanopeziza brunnea f. sp. 'multigermtubi' MB_m1
Lineage: Eukaryota; Fungi; Ascomycota; Leotiomycetes; Helotiales; Drepanopezizaceae
Molecular function (GO): protein binding
Source: RefSeq, a predicted model, not a curated record
AUGUUCAGCAUACUAUGUCUCCUCCUGCUGGUUGUGAGCCUGUCUCUUCAGCAGAAAGACCCUUUGAGGGACUUCUGUCGACGUUUCGGACACCAGACUGCGGUUGUAGACAGGAAGCUGUAUAUUGACGGAGGUCUGUUAAAUUGGAAUCCGAUUGCACAGAAUCCUAGAAAUUACACCAACACCGAGCUACUCUUCCAAGACCUCAACAGUAGCCCAUCUGGUAUCGAAGCCCCCCAGCUCUACGCGAAUCUCACCAAGAACUUUACAGUUCCGGACGUCAGUGGUGGAAUUCUCUGGCAAGAUGAUGUCAACAAGAGAUUGUACUUGUAUGGCGGAGACUACCAAGACAUUUCGCCAAAUUCGCCCAACCUGCUCGCAUAUGAUAUUCUCGGAGACAAAUGGGAUUCAUUUGGUCCACCAGACAGGGCUGUCAGCAGUGUGUCUUACGGAGGUGGCGUAGCGGUCCCGGCCCUCGGCCAAGGUUUUAUGCUUGGUGGAUGGAUGAGCAAUAAUUCAGUGCCGGGCUGGUACGGCGGACCCUUGGCUUCAAACUCUCUGAUCAAGUACGACAUGAAUAAUAAUGACUGGACGAAUAAUACUGGUCCAACAGAUUCGGUCCCCAGGGCUGAAGGCGUGAUGGUGUACGUCCCGGCAAGUGAUGAUGGACUUUUGGUCUAUUUUGGGGGUGUUACGGCACCGUUCAAUAACAAUACUGCGAUCCCAGCUCCCAUGUCUUUAAUUCACAUCUACGAUAUUCGCAGUUCAAAGUGGUACACGCAGCACGCGGUUGGGGAUGCUCCUCUGUCGCGGAGGAAGUUUUGUGCUGGGGCUGUGUGGGCACCGGACCAGUCGUCAUAUAACAUUUAUUUGUAUGGGGGUAUAGGCUUUGGCCAAAACAUAAGUGGAUUCGAUGAUCUGUAUAUUUUGAGCAUGCCCACUUUCACGUGGAUCAAAUGGUGGACGGGCAGUGAUGGCGGUGUACCACAUCACUCACUAUCGUGCAAUGUUGUGGGCGGCCAGAUGCUCAUAAUUGGAGGCUCAUUCCCUCUGAGCGACAAGUGCGAUUCCCCAACCACCUGGGGAACUCACAAUGUAGACCUUGGGAAGGUAUCGGGCCGCCAGUGGAAUGACUACAAUGCCAACCUUAGCUCCUACGUCGUUCCUCCUGAAGUCAUUGCGGUGGUUGGAGGCUCAUCUUUAGGGGGCGCAACAGCCACGGCUCCAGCAGCUGGAUACGAAAAUGGCGAUCUCAGCGUCUACUUCGCCCAGAAAGCCUCGUUCGCCGUCCGCACGCCUACCCGGACGAUUCCAGGCGCAACCAGUUCCGCUUCUCCCAGCACAACAGCCCAGAAGCUCCCCACCGGCGCCAUCGUAGGAAUUGCCGUCGGAGGUGUCAUCCUUCUCCUCGCCCUCUUAACCGCAGGCUGCUGCUUCGUCCGCCGCCACAGACGCAAGAACGCACCUCCCCCAGCAGCUGAAGUAGCCUACAAUUCCGCCCCUGGCUACUCUCACUCUCCAUUCUCACCUCACACUCCGCAAACUCCAUACUCCGACUACGGGCAUGAGCCAGUGACCCAGCACUACCAGCUCGCGGCCAACUCACCGCCAGCCGAGCUCUCGGGCCACAGCUUACAGCUGCACCCAGCCGACCCGAAGCCGAAUGUCGUGCAGGAGGUUGGGGAUAGCCCGCAUAACGCGUACCCGCCGUCGCCGCCCCAUCACAUCUCGCCGGUGACGUCGCAUCAAUCAGACGGGGCUGUCGGUGCGGUGGGGUAUGCCAGUCCCUCGCCGACGUACUCUAGUGUUGGGAAUGGGAGGGUGGGGAGGAGACCGGUGCCUGCAAACCAGACGUUCUACUCGCCAUGA